AGAUCUAGCGUAGCCGAGCCAGUAGCCGAGCCAGCCCAGCCAGUCAGCCCACCAAGGGGAGAAGGAAGGAAGGACGAAGGACGAAGGCCAAAGGAAGGAAAGAGGAGGACGAGGCGAGGGAGGGCAGGGAGCCGAGGACAGAGACAGAGAGAGUCGAGAGAGAGAAAACAGCUUGGCUACUCGCUGCUGCUGCUGCUGGUGGCUGCUGCUUCAAUACGCGCAUCUGUUUGCAGCACAGCUUUUCCCCCUCUCCAUGUUUGCCCGCUACCAGAUCCCUUUAGAUCCUUUUCCGUUCUUCUUCUUCUUCCAUCUUCUUCUUCUUCCUUGAGGCACUUCCGAGGCGUUGGACCCUGCUGCCUGCCUCUACUGCCUGCCAGCCACUGCCCUGUCGUAGGACACACAACACUCUGAGUCUCAGACACUACUCACACACAGUAAGAGGUAGAUUCUUAAUGAGUUUUUUAGGGAGCGAUUUAGAUUAAUCCUAGAACCAGAGGGAGCAAGGAGGAUCGGAGGGAGCAAGGCGUGGGUGUGACGAAGAGAUUUUGUGAAUUUUUGGUGGUCUAGACGUCUGGCAGGCAUCUUGCUCCAUCCUCAGGCCACUCCACUGCCGUGCUCGUAGACAGACGAGGCUUCUUUUUGUGUAUGUAGAUUCCAGUGAGAUUUGAAUCUCAUUUUACUUCUUCUGUAGUGGUAGUGUAGGUAGAGCGUAGGGAGAGGCACCGAGAGGUUCUGAUCGUGGGGCUGCAAAUUUCCGGGGUCGACCUAUUUUCGUAUUUUUUGUUCACUGGUGGUUGUGGCCUCAGUUUUUGCAUCUGAGGUUAUAGACGAUUGAGUAUCUCGCCCUGGUGAGACGGGGCGUCCAAGGCGGAGGGUGGAACAGACGGGAGCAGGGAGGAGAUCAUGGCUACUCCUGUAUGGCAUCCCCAGGAGGAAGGAGUGAAGGAGAUAUGCGGACUACUUCAGGAGUUCAGGCAGCCGAGCGUGGAUCAGAGCCGCAUUUGGCAGCAGCUUCAGCGCUGCAGCCAAUUUCCGGACUUCAACAACUAUCUUACCUUCAUUCUUUGUCGCGCUGAGGGUCACUCUGUGGAAGUGAGGCAAGCCGCUGGUUUGCUGUUGAAGAAUAAUUUGAAGGCGAACUACCAAGCCAUUGCUCCUGCAUAUCAGCAUUACAUCAAGGCUGAGCUUUUGCCAUGUUUGGGGUCGUCCGAUAGACACAUUCGUGCCACCGUGGGCACAGUCAUAAGUGUUGUGGUACAGCAAGUCCACGUACAGGGAUGGCCCGAGAUAUUUCAGGCUAUAGCUCAGUGUUUGGACAGCAACGACUACAACCACAUGGAAGGAGCUCUGGAUGCCCUCUCUAAGAUAUGUGAAGACAUGCCAGUGGAGCUGGAUUCGGAUGUGCCUGGUUUGUCCGAUCGACCUAUCAACGUCUUCCUACCAAGACUCCUUCAGUUUUUUUCUUCGCAACAUGCCACUUUGCGGAAACUGUCCCUUGGGACGGUGAAUCAGUUCAUCGUAUCGCUGCCAACAGCACUUUUCAUCAACAUGGACAACUAUCUUCAAGGGUUGUUCUCGUUGGCUGAUGAUCCUGCUCCAGAAGUCCGUAAAUUGGUGUGUGCUGCUUUGGUUGAGCUUCUCGAAGUGCAGCCGAACUUUCUGCAGCCACACAUGAGAAAUGUCAUUGAGUACAUGCUGCAAGCUAAUCAAGAUGGAGACGAAGAAGUAGCACUUGAAUCAUGUGAAUUCUGGUCUGCAUUUUGUGAAGCACGUUGUACACCUGAGCUUCUGAGGGAGUUUCUUCCUCGAUUGAUAACUGUUUUGUUGACGAAUAUGGCAUACGCUGAUGAUGACGAGGCCCUCGUCGAUGCCGAUGAUGAUGAGAAUGGACCUGACAGAGACCAGGACCUUAAGCCCCGUUUCCAUCAAUCUCGAGUACAUGGUGCCGACGGCGGUAAUGAGGAAGAUGAGGAAGACGACGAUAUAAUUAAUUCAUGGAACCUACGGAAGUGUAGUGCCGCUGGGCUGGACAUAUUGUCUACCGUUUUUGGAGAUGAGCUUCUUCCCGUACUCAUGCCUCUUGUUCAGGCAAAUCUUUCUCAACCGACAGAUGCUGCGUGGAAGGCAAGAGAGGCUGCUGUGUUGGCCUUGGGUGCAGUUGCUGAAGGUUGCAUCAAUGGUCUACUUCCGCACCUGACACAGAUUGUUGCAUUCCUUGUCCCCCUUUUGGAGGACAAGCGCCCACUCGUGCGAAGCAUUACGUGCUGGACUCUUUCACGCUACAGCAAGUGGAUUGUGCAGGCUGUCGGACAUCCUGAUGGACAUGCGCAAUUUGAUAAAGUACUCACUGGACUUCUACGACGCAUUCUAGAUAGUAAUAAGCGAGUCCAAGAAGCUGCGUGUUCUGCGUUUGCCACUCUUGAAGAGGAGGCAGCUGAAGAAUUGGCUCCCAGACUUGAGCUUAUCCUGCAACAUCUGAUGUUUGCAUUUGGAAAGUAUCAGAGGAGAAAUUUGAGGAUACUUUAUGAUGCAAUUGGGACUUUGGCUGAUGCUGUGGGUUCAGAACUUAAUGAGGUGAAGUAUCUGGAGAUUCUCAUGCCACCACUUAUAAACAAGUGGCAACAACUUCCUGAUUCAGACAAAGACCUGUUCCCACUUCUUGAGUGCUUCACCUCGAUAGCUCAGGCACUUGGUUCAGGAUUUUCCCUUUAUGCUGAGCCUGUAUUUGUGAGGUGUAUCAACCUCAUCCGAACUCAAGAGGUAGCAAAGGCUGAUCCUGGGAGGGCUGGUGUAGCAUAUGACAAAGAGUUCAUCGUCUGCUCUUUGGAUUUGCUGUCAGGCCUUGCCGAAGGCCUUGGCAGCAGCAUUGAAAGUCUGGUUUCAAGAAGUGAUUUGAGAGAUCUUCUCCUGCAAUGCUGCGCCGAUGAUGCUGCCGAUGUUCGACAAAGCGCAUUAGCGCUUCUUGGUGAUCUUGCAAAGGCCUGUGCGGUGCACCUGCAGCCUCACCUGCCUGACUUUUUAAAUUUAGCAGCUAAGCAGCUGCAGGGUUCGGAAGUGAAGGACAAUGUCUCUGUUGCCAACAAUGCGUGCUGGGCAAUUGGCGAAGUUGCUGUGAAGGUCCGGCAAGAAAUUUCGCCUGUCGUGAUGAAUGUUAUCACAUGCUUGGUCCCUAUUCUUACGAGUACAGAGGGUCUAAACAAAUCUCUUCUAGAGAACAGUGCAAUCACAUUAGGAAGGCUGGGAUGGGUUUGUCCAGAUCUGGUAGCUCCUCAUAUGGACCACUUCAUGCUAGCCUGGUGCCACGCUCUUCGCUCAAUACGCGAUGACGUUGAGAAGGAAGACGCUUUUAGAGGUCUUUGUGCCAUGGUGCGGCUAAAUCCUGGAGGUGCCGUGAGUGCCUUCGUCCCUAUGUGCGAAGCCAUAGGUAGUUGGCAUGAAAUUCGAAGUGCAGAUCUGAGAUCUGAAAUUGCUCAGGUUCUACACGGCUACAAACAGUUGCUAUCUGGACCUACCUGGGAUCAAUGCAUGGCCGCUCUUGAUCCGCCUAUGCGUGAGAAGCUUGUCAAGAAGUAUCAAAUAUAGUAUGAACACCGGUGAUGUUGAUCAAUUUGGACCAAUGAUGGCUGUAUCAUGAGGGUCGUGUAGGGUUACUGCAAACAUAGAUGCAAGUUUUUCCUCAGUAUAGCCUGGAUUAGACCAGGCCCACAUCCUUCGCAGAUACUGUGGUUACAAGGCAUAUCCCUUGUUCACUAUCUGUUCGCCCAGAAAUCCCUUAGCUUCAGUUAAAGUUUACACAGCACACAUGGCUAACUGUGUCCGGUUAUCGGGUCAAGAGGUGAUAGUGCGCUGGCCUUGGAGCUACCGAGGUGGUGCACCAUGUGGUGGUGAGGAGUCAUGACUUCAUCCUUUCCUGCUUCACCUGGCGCUUCUGUCACGCAGAAGUAUCAUGAUUGCUUAGAUUUUGCAACAGGAGGUUGCAAAGUGGAGUCCUCUCCGUCAUACUGCUAACGGCAUGCGUGACUUGGACAUGACAAUGCAAGCAUGUGUGCUUCAAGAUAUGCAGUGAGUGAUGCAGAAUAGGCGGCGGUAGAGAUGUACGGAUGAAAUUUGAAGGGUACGAAGAGGAAGCCAAGCGAAUGUGGAGGAAGCGAAGGAUAUCACUGUUGAGUACGUGCUGUACUCCAUCCAGAAAUAAGAGGGCUGGAAAAGGUGGUCUCUACAUGCGGCUUUGAUCUUCAGCAGUUUAAACUAGUCCGGUAUCAAGUCCAGACUAGUUGCCUGGAUAUCUACAACGCUGCGUAGCUAGGUCCUGAAGCAACAGGAAGGUGCCAGAAGUUGAGAGAGCGAGGAAGGAUGUUGGGUUUUUGGUGCAGCAAGUUAAAGCUGUCACACGUAAGCAAUCAUUCCCUGUAGCAGUGCUAAAUUAGUGAGAUACUUGUCGAUAGGAUUCUUUACAGCAGUAGAGGCCCAAAAUAAGCCUUGUCUGAUGAUGUGUUGGCUGGCCAAUACGUGAUUGCAGCAGAUGAUUGUUUCUUCACACUUGUAGGUUUUUAUUAACGUCCUGCCAGAGUUUAGGAGCGGGCGGUGCAUCAGUAGCACCCCCACCCCCUUUGAUUAUUGAAUUAUCUGUGAUGGCCUUACUCCACGCAGAUGUUUGAUAUUGUGGAAGUAAAGAAGUUUACAUGCUGCUGCAAACCACACGCCUGCGUAUUCUGUGGCCAGGCGAUGAUGCUUGGCAGAAUACUUGCUACUGCAAGGAUUGGUGCAUUUUGCUUGGCCCUAAUUGCCCUCGCUCUUCGCUGGUGAAAGCACGUAUGGUUAUCUUGUGUGGAUGAAAGAUGACAAUGCUCACUCGAAGUGGAGAGAAAUCAUUUGGUACUCUAGUGACGGCUAUACGCUACAAGCGGUACAUCAAUUUAAAAUUAGGUGCGAGGAAGUAUAUCACCCCAAUGUUGGGCGCAUCAUGUGCUGACAUAGUUGAAUAGCACAUAGAAGGGUGGGAAGCGGACUGCGCGAUGACUGAAGCCUGAUGUGUUCUACCCGCUCUGUCCGAGAGUGAGGGCAUGAAUUAUCGUCCCAAUGUUUACAUAAACCGAA
Messenger RNA from Marchantia polymorpha subsp. ruderalis, 5097 nucleotides. The record is from the annotation of a GenBank genome assembly. Lineage: Eukaryota; Viridiplantae; Streptophyta; Marchantiopsida; Marchantiales; Marchantiaceae.